AGUGGGACUCAAAGAGUUCAUGUCAGAUUGUCAGCUACCAGCUACCAACGUCACAUUACUUGCACACUUGUACAUUAGAAGACUAAUUCUGCCAAAUGUUCAUACGUCAUUGGUCAUAAUCCAAGAGAGUCAAACAUGAAAUUCGUUGACUCUUAAUAAGUACUAUAUUUUGGUCAACAUUGUUUUGCAUCUCUUUUCACGCAUCAUCCAUCUUAUCUCAUUUCUGACAUUUUCGUCUAUGCAGAGUCUUGAUUUUUGUUUUCUCCCUUCAUUAAACAACAUUACUAGAAUCAAAAGAUCAGAUAGAGCUGGCAAGUUGAGAGAACAAGAACAAGAUCAGUAUGAAGACAGAGACUCACAACCGUCAAUGCAUUCCACUAGCGAUCUCUGUCCUAUCUCUGUUCAUCAAUGGCGUCUCAUCAGCAAGACAACCUCCAGAUCGGUGUAACAGAGUCUGCGGAGAAAUAUCAAUUCCUUUCCCGUUUGGCAUCGGUGGGAAAGAUUGCUAUCUAAACCCGUGGUACGAGGUUGUCUGUAACAGCACAAACUCUGUUCCGUUCCUCUCAAGGAUCAACAGAGAAUUGGUGAACAUCUCUCUCAAUGGAGUUGUCCACAUCAAAGCUCCCGUAACUUCCUCCGGCUGUUCUACAGGAACAUCUCAGCCACUUACACCGCCGCCUUUAAACGUUGCUGGCCAAGGCAGCCCCUAUUUCCUCACGGACAAGAACCUACUCGUGGCGGUUGGUUGCAAAUUCAAGGCUGUUAUGGCGGGUAUUACAUCGCAGAUCACCAGUUGUGAGUCGAGUUGUAACGAGAGAAACAGUAGCAGCCAAGAAGGAAGAAACAAAAUCUGCAAUGGUUAUAAAUGUUGCCAGACGAGGAUACCAGAAGGGCAGCCGCAAGUAAUCAGUGUGGAUAUAGAGAUCCCUCAAGGUAACAACACAACAGGAGAAGGAGGAUGCAGAGUUGCGUUUUUGACGAGCGACAAGUAUUCAAGUUUAAAUGUUACAGAGCCAGAAAAGUUUCAUGGUCAUGGAUACGCGGCGGUCGAGCUUGGAUGGUUCUUUGAUACUUCCGAUUCUCGUGAUACACAACCCAUAAGUUGUAAAAAUGCGUCAGAUACAACACCGUACACUUCCGAUACGAGGUGUAGUUGCUCAUACGGCUACUUUUCUGGAUUCAGCUAUAGGGACUGCUACUGUAACUCCCCAGGUUAUAAAGGGAAUCCGUUCCUUCCAGGUGGUUGUGUAGACGUGGAUGAAUGUAAACUAGAUAUAGGACGCAACCAGUGUAAAGAUCAAAGCUGUGUGAAUCUGCCCGGUUGGUUUGACUGCCAGCCCAAGAAACCAGAGCAGCUCAAGCGGGUGAUUCAAGGUGUUCUUAUAGGUUCAGCACUGUUGCUUUUCGCCUUCGGAAUCUUCGGGUUGUACAAGUUCGUACAGAAGCGGAGGAAACUAAUCCGAAUGAGGAAGUUCUUCAGACGUAAUGGAGGUAUGUUGUUAAAACAACAGUUAGCUAGAAAAGAAGGCAAUGUAGAGAUGUCAAGAAUAUUCAGCUCACAUGAGUUGGAGAAAGCUACUGAUAACUUCAACAAGAAUAGGGUUCUUGGGCAAGGAGGUCAAGGUACAGUGUAUAAGGGAAUGCUCGUUGAUGGUAGAAUCGUCGCAGUAAAAAGGUCGAAAGCUGUGGAUGAAGAUAGGGUAGAAGAGUUCAUCAAUGAAGUUGUUGUUCUUGCGCAGAUCAAUCAUAGAAAUAUUGUUAAACUUUUGGGGUGUUGUCUUGAAACGGAAGUUCCAGUCUUAGUUUAUGAGUUUGUUCCAAAUGGAGACUUAUGCAAGCGUCUUCAUGAUGAAUCUGAUGAUUACACAAUGACAUGGGAGGUGCGUCUUCACAUUGCUAUAGAGAUUGCAGGAGCACUUUCUUAUUUGCAUUCUGCUGCAUCUUUCCCCAUAUAUCAUAGAGAUAUCAAGACUACUAAUAUACUCUUAGAUGAGAGAAACCGAGCUAAGGUGUCGGAUUUCGGAACUUCAAGAUCAGUAACUAUAGAUCAAACUCACUUGACAACUCAAGUUGCAGGCACUUUUGGAUAUGUGGAUCCAGAGUACUUUCAAUCAAGCAAGUUUACGGAAAAAAGUGAUGUUUAUAGUUUUGGAGUUGUCCUUGUGGAGCUCUUAACCGGAGAAAAACCUUCCUCCCGUGUCCGGUCUGAAGAAAACAGGGGCCUUGCAGCUCACUUUGUCGAAGCCGUGAAAGAGAACAGAGUGCUUGACAUAGUUGAUGAUCGGAUCAAAGAUGAAUGCAACAUGGACCAAGUAAUGUCAGUGGCAAAUCUAGCUAGAAGGUGUUUAAACCGAAAAGGGAAGAAGAGGCCAAACAUGAGAGAGGUUUCAAUUGAGCUGGAGAUGAUUCGUUCAUCACAUUAUGAUUCAGGAAUUCAUAUAGAGGACGACGAUGAGGAAGAUGAUCAAGCCAUGGAACUCAACUUUAACGACACUUGGGAGGUUGGUGCGACUGCUCCAGCCUCCAUGUUUAACAAUGCAUCCCCCACGUCUGAUGCUGAGCCUCUGGUGCCUUUACGAACAUGGUAAUGAUCAACUCAAAACACUGCAUAUGUAUACUCUCAUCUGAUGUAAACUUUCGAUAAUGAAUAUUUGGUUUUCACCAUGUAAUAUAACACACAAAUUGCAUUAUAUUUUCAAGAAGAAAAAUAAUGUUUUAGUACAAGAACAAUAAAUGGGGCUUCAACCUUCACC
Messenger RNA from Arabidopsis thaliana (thale cress), 2753 nucleotides. RefSeq names its product wall associated kinase-like 2 (gene WAKL2). The coding region runs from base 342 to 2588 and encodes 748 amino acids. Gene Ontology annotation, cellular component: membrane. NCBI's taxonomy places the organism in Eukaryota, Viridiplantae, Streptophyta, Magnoliopsida, Brassicales, Brassicaceae. The transcript is spliced from 3 exons. Gene Ontology annotation, biological process: cell surface receptor signaling pathway. Gene Ontology annotation, molecular function: calcium ion binding; protein serine/threonine kinase activity; polysaccharide binding. The record is from RefSeq and is marked reviewed.